AUGGACUUUACGCACGCAACAUACUUUCCAACGGCCCAGCCUUACCCGUUCAUAGGCAUCCCUCCCCUCACGCCUUCUCACUCCAAUUCGGUUGCUUCAGACGAUUUCAAUACCACAUCCCCUCCGGAGGUCUUCGAGCAAUUCCCCAACAGACUGCCUCACGAUCAAUUCCAGAACUACGACAACUACGUACAAUUCAAUGCCCAACCUGCAUUUCCGGCCCCGCCCACGCCGCCGGGCCAGCAUCCUGCCAUCCAGCCCGUGAAUGGCGCGACGCAUCCUACCGGCACAGCCGGUGACCUCCUUCCUCUCACCAAGGCGGAGACGGACGAGCAGAGUCGCAGGCAAGGCUCCAAUUCCGACGAGGACGAGCUAACACCGGCUCAGUCGAGGCGCAAAGCUCAAAACCGUGCCGCUCAACGGGCAUUUCGAGAGCGCAAAGAACGACACGUGAAGGACCUGGAAACCCGCCUGCAGCAGCUAGAGCAAGCCCAGCAGCAGACGGCGACAGAGAACGAACGGCUUAAGCGAGACCUUCAAAAGAUGAGCACAGAAAACGAGAUCUUGAGGGCAACGACACUGGCAGGCGGCACUGGCGGGUCGCCGGGGUCCAACUCAACACCUACGACGACGGGGCCUAUGUCGUAUAACCCUAAAGACUUUUACUCUAAUGUUCUCCAAAACCACGCCAACAAGACCCCGAGCCACCGAAUCGUUACAAGCAACGAUGGCGAGCGUUUGCUCGCCGCUGGUGCAACCUGGGACUUGAUCAUCAGCCACGACCUUUUUAAGCGUGGCCUUGUCGAUAUAGGCGACGUUAGCGACCGACUUAAACCCCAGGCGAAAUGUGACGGGCAAGGCCCUGUGUUUGAGGAAAGAGCCAUUAUCGAGGCCAUCGAGCAAAGCGUCGCCAGUGGUUGUGAUGAAUUACUAUAG
Lasiosphaeria miniovina is the source of this 936-nucleotide messenger RNA. RefSeq lists its product as uncharacterized. The transcript is spliced from 3 exons. The record is from RefSeq and is a predicted model, not a curated record. Gene Ontology annotation, biological process: regulation of DNA-templated transcription. Lineage: Eukaryota; Fungi; Ascomycota; Sordariomycetes; Sordariales; Lasiosphaeriaceae. Gene Ontology annotation, cellular component: RNA polymerase II transcription regulator complex. Gene Ontology annotation, molecular function: transcription cis-regulatory region binding; DNA-binding transcription activator activity, RNA polymerase II-specific. The coding region runs from base 1 to 936 and encodes 311 amino acids.